UGCAAUCAUUUUAUAUUGGUAGCUUUAAGGGGGUUCAUAGAGCCAAUGAGAGUACACGGGGCGGGGCUAAUUUCCAGUUAUUCAACGGCUGCUUUAUUUACAUAUACACUCCAUCCGUCCAGUGAUAACCUACUUUAAAUGGCAUUAAACGAGAGAUGAAUUAAUUUGCGCCUAGUUCGAAGUUAAUCGGUGUGAUACAAAUUUCAAAUUUUCACAUAUUUAGUGGUGGUUUUCGCGCGUGGGUGUUGAUGAUAAUUUUCGUAAUUUUUUUCAAAUCAAAGGUGACUAAUUUCCUGGUUUGGAAGAGUUCGAUUUUGGAGACGAUUUUAUUAUUUGACCAGACACACAGAUCCAAAACUGGAGAAAUAAAAUGCUGCGCUGAAAACUAUGUCAAUCGACAAAUCAACCCAUCGUAAAAUUCUAUGAACCGGAACAACCGUUGCUUUUGAAAGCCAAAUUACAACCGACUGUUGGGAAUGAGCGUUCUGCAAAACUCACUUUUCGAUUACAACACCGCGCUGAGUCAAUUUCUAGAAGCCAGACGUCAACAACAUCCAUCCCUCGGGCUAGGAUUCUUUCCAGUGAUCGGAUCAGCGAGCGGUAGUGACACUACGGAUAGCCUGAGUCCUUCUCCUCCAGCAGUCACCAACACUGGCAACAAAUCAUUUACCAUCGAUGCCAUCCUCGGUCUAAGGUGCAAACCUAACGCUACCGGAUCCACCGUCCUAGACUAUUCAAAUCCAGCAUCGAAUAAAAAAAAUCACGGAGCAGAAAAACAAGACGACGGUUCUAAUUCUAAAUUAGCUGGUAAAUCGAAACGCGUACGAACCAUAUUUACACCUGAGCAAUUGGAAAGAUUAGAAGCCGAAUUUGAAAGACAGCAAUAUAUGGUGGGCCCUGAAAGAUUAUAUUUAGCUCACACUUUGCAGUUGACCGAAGCACAAGUAAAAGUAUGGUUUCAAAAUAGAAGAAUAAAAUGGCGUAAGCAACAUUUAGAAAUGACUCAACAAAGGCUAGCAUUAAUGAAACACACUCGUCAGCAAAGGCUACUUCAACAACAACAGAUUCAAUCACAGGUUCCCAAUUCAGAAAAUGACAUGGAUGACGGCACCAACGAGCGUAGUUAUUCCAUGAUGUAAGAAUUGAUUUGGCUUUGGUCACUAUAAAGCCCCCAUCGUUAUGUUUUUAAUGUGCUGUUUAAUUAUAUUAUAUUCAAUGUUGUAUGUAGAUAUGUUUUGAUUUUGUGUAAAUGUGUAAAUAAGAGUGUUGUAAAAUUCGGUUAUAAAAAUGAUUAUGUAUUUUCGUGCAAAAAUGUAUUAAAGUAUGUUUUAACUUAUUUUACCAUGCUUCAAGUACGAGUACAACGUUAUUAAAUGCGUUUGCAUUAUUCUUUACAAUAAAGAUUAAAUUACAAUGGACAUUUA
Planococcus citri (citrus mealybug) is the source of this 1424-nucleotide messenger RNA. RefSeq names its product homeobox protein MOX-2-like. The record is from RefSeq and is a predicted model, not a curated record. Lineage: Eukaryota; Metazoa; Arthropoda; Insecta; Hemiptera; Pseudococcidae. Gene Ontology annotation, biological process: neuron differentiation; brain development; central nervous system development. The transcript is spliced from 4 exons. Gene Ontology annotation, molecular function: DNA-binding transcription factor activity, RNA polymerase II-specific; RNA polymerase II cis-regulatory region sequence-specific DNA binding. Gene Ontology annotation, cellular component: nucleus. Bases 477 to 1139 code for a protein of 220 amino acids.